GCGCUUACCCGAUGACGUGAUCGCCCACCCGGAGCAUCGAAGACGACAACAUGGGAAAAGCAAAGAAAACUAGAAAAUAUGCAGUCAUGAAGCGAAUGAUUAGUUUGCGAGAUUCACGAAUAAAUGAAAAAGACAGAGCAAAACCACAGAAGAAAAUUAAGGAUGAUCCCAGUGCUUUGAAAAUCAAAGAAGUGGUCAAGUAUCCUUCUUGCCUGUUUUUCCAAUAUAACACACAGCUGGGCCCUCCCUAUUAUAUCCUGGUUGACACCAAUUUCAUCAACUUCUCCAUCAAGACUAAGCUGGACAUUGUUCAAUCGAUGAUGGACUGCUUGUAUGCAAAGUGUGUUCCCUGUAUCACGGACUGUGUGAUGGCAGAAAUUGAGAAGCUGGGACAGAAGUACAGAGUUGCGCUAAGAAUAGCAAAGGAUCCACGGUUCGAGCGAUUACCUUGCACACACAAAGGAACAUAUGCUGAUGAUUGUUUAGUGCAGAGAGUCACACAGCACAAGUGUUACAUUGUGGCGACAGUGGACAGAGAUCUCAAGAGGAGGAUCCGAAAAAUUCCAGGAGUCCCUAUUAUGUACAUCUCUAAUCAUAGGUACAACAUUGAACGGAUGCCAGAUGACUAUGGUGCCCCCAGAUUUUGAAAAGGCAGCAAACUUAUGUUUACAUCAAAAGAUUGGUGUUUGCUGUUUGUCAAUAUCGCUGUACCUGUUGAAUAAAAACUUGGGGCAUGUACAUGUUCCACAAAAUUGUAUAAAAGAAUUUUGUUUCAUAGUAAAUUAAAGUGUUAUUUGGAGAAGUUUUAAACUAA
This is a messenger RNA of Hemiscyllium ocellatum (epaulette shark), 814 nucleotides long. RefSeq names its product FCF1 rRNA-processing protein (gene fcf1). Gene Ontology annotation, cellular component: nucleolus; small-subunit processome. The record is from RefSeq and is a predicted model, not a curated record. Bases 51 to 647 code for a protein of 198 amino acids. Lineage: Eukaryota; Metazoa; Chordata; Chondrichthyes; Orectolobiformes; Hemiscylliidae. The transcript has 8 exons.